CACAGCGUGAGCCUGCCUGUAAGUCUCCAUGAGCAUUCAAUGUGUGCAGAUCUCUCCUUGCAGCUUAUACCUGUUAGGAUUUCGUCAGUUCCAAUUGUUCCUUAGUUCUUCAGCUUUUCUCACCCUACCUCAUCUUAAGAUACCCUACCUAUUUUGCUACUGUUUUCCUUGAUGAUAGAAGAAACCUCAUUUUUGCAGUGGAGUAAGUGGUCAGAUAUUUCACUGUAGGACAAUUGUUGAUUUAUGCAUAUCCCAAUCCUUUGCUCCUAGAAGAAUCAGGAAGUAGUAGCAUACUCUCAUGGGUUUAUCUGUAUCACUUGAUCUCUUGCUACCGUGCACAAAAAUGUGGGAGUUGGACCAACUAAAAUUUCAAGAGAUCUAACUAAGCCUAUUAAGAUACCAGAGCAGAGCUGUUACUGGUUAGAUUCUUUCUCUAGUGACCCUACUUGUUUUCAGGUGUCACAGAUGAGCUUCUAGUGAGAGUUCUAGGGCCAUGUGAGAUCUUGGGUCAUCAAGCAUGUCAGAUGCAGUGGACUUUUUACCCUGUGGUGUCUGGGUUAAUAAUUGGCUCUGGAAGACUUGAGAAACGUUUACAGCUUGGCCAUUGCCAGGUUGGGACGCUAGCGCAGCUAUCUCUGAUUUUGUUGUUGUUUUCUCCCAUUAUAACACAGAUAAGGCAGAAAAGGGGCCUCAUGACACUGGACUUUCUUCCAUUGCCUUCAGAGCUUUAUCCAGGAGGAAUCAGUAAAUCCUCUAUUAUCUCCCCCCCCCCCCCAAUCUUUUACAGACCAUAGGAGAUUCCAAAUCAAUUCCGACCGACUCCCCUCUGGGUUGCAUUCUCAACCGGUAGAAGCAUCUGUCUACACACUCUCUUAAAAGAAACACCCUAAUCCAUUUUUGUAAUGUUGAUUGGCCUCAAUAUAAAUUAGUAGAUGGAGAAAUUUGGCCUGAAAAUGGAAGCCUAAAUUUUGAUACCAUCUUCAAACUUGAUUAUUUUUGCAGGAGUCAGGCGAAAUGGCCUGAGAUUCCAUAUGUCCAGGUCUUUAUGGAAUUAAGAUAUAUGCCAAGUAUAUAUUGUGCUUCUACAGCUGAAAAGUGUCUAAACCUGCAUAGAAAAGAUCCAGAUCCCCCUUUAGUUCCCCAGUUUGUCCCAAAGGUGGAUCAGUCAUUUCCCAAAGGGGAAACCGACUCCCAACUGAAACACCCAGCCCUGCCUGAGGAGAUCAUCUCAUUUCCUUUGGCACAGUUUACUUCUAACCCCUUAAUGAAUGCUCCCCAGGAGCUAGCCGCUAGAGGGAACAGAACUGUUAAAGUCCGUGUGCCCUUUUCAGUGAAGUACCUUACACAAUGCAAAGAUAGACUAGGUAACUUUUCUGAGGAUCCAGGUAGAUUCAUGCAGGAAUUCCAGGAUAUACUUGACACCUUUGAUUGGACCUGGGAAGAUCUAGACAUAAUUUUUUCUCAUUGUUGCUCUUCUGGUGAAAAACACCAUAUUUGGGUUGCUGCCCAACAAUUUGCUGAUGAACAACAUGCCAUUAAUGGCACAUUUCCCUUAGGUGCAUAUGCGGUACCCAAUUGUGACCCCCUCUGGAACUACGAGCCCAAGCAAAGAGGGAGCACACAGGUAUUAAUGAUGAUCCAGUAUCUCCAGGAGGGCAUGAGGAGAGAUGCCAAGACAAGGGCUGACUAUAGCAAGAUAAAAGAAGUAAUUCAGGGGCCGGAUGAAAACCCUGCCCUCUUUAAGAGGAGACUUACAGAAGCUCUUAGAAAGUAUAGUAGUGUGGAUCCAGAGUCUGAACUUUUCCCUUUACUCCUAAGUAUACAUUUCAUUUACCAGUCAGCCCCUGAUAUACAUAGAAAGCUUCAAGAUGCGUUUGAGACCUACUCAGUCUCUCUCGACAAAUUGAUGGAGAUUGCUUUCUGUGUGUUUAACAAUAGGGACCGGGUAGAGGAAAGGAGGCAGAGAGCUAGGGAAAGGAAACAAAUCCAAAGGCAGCACAGUUUUUGGCUGAUCUUCACAAUGCCCUGACAUCUUUGGAUUAUCCAGUUAGAGCCCCCCAGAAAGCAACAGGUAAAGGAGCUUGCUACAACUGCCAGCAACCAGGACAUUGGAGUCGAGAAUGUCCUCAAAGACGACAGCUGCCAAAAGCACCAUGCCCCAUCUGUAAACUGAAGGGGCACUGGAAGAAGGAUUGUCCACAGUUCCGAAGGGAGUUGGGAUCAAGCCCUUAAGGGGAGUUGUUUGCCAUGUCUGAUUGAAGUUGCCAAAGGCCCUGAACAACCCCCUCUACACCCAUCCCCAUUGGAGGGGAGGACAGUAGGGUGAUUCUGGACAUCUUUGGUAAGCCUGUCUGAUUCCUGUCAAUCCAGUAACUACCUUUCAAUACUGCUUUUUCAUUAUGGAUCACUGUCCUCAAGUCCUACUCUGAUCAGUGAUAUUUUAUGUUGCCCUAUCCUGCCUGUUGGGAAGUCAAAUGAUCAUCUCCCUCUAGUUCUCUAGCUCCUAAUGUCAGAUCAUCUACCUCCUACCCUGGCUAGAGACUUCCAGAAGUCUGUGGGGGAUUUUUU
This is a messenger RNA of Perognathus longimembris pacificus (Pacific pocket mouse), 2568 nucleotides long. RefSeq lists its product as uncharacterized. NCBI's taxonomy places the organism in Eukaryota, Metazoa, Chordata, Mammalia, Rodentia, Heteromyidae. Gene Ontology annotation, biological process: virion assembly. Bases 1046 to 2029 code for a protein of 327 amino acids. The record is from RefSeq and is a predicted model, not a curated record. The transcript is spliced from 2 exons.